Hordeum vulgare subsp. vulgare (domesticated barley) is the source of this 1804-nucleotide messenger RNA. Its product is annotated as S-adenosyl-L-methionine-dependent uroporphyrinogen III methyltransferase, chloroplastic. The coding region runs from base 216 to 1367 and encodes 383 amino acids. NCBI's taxonomy places the organism in Eukaryota, Viridiplantae, Streptophyta, Magnoliopsida, Poales, Poaceae. Gene Ontology annotation, biological process: siroheme biosynthetic process. Gene Ontology annotation, molecular function: uroporphyrin-III C-methyltransferase activity. The transcript is spliced from 6 exons. The record is from RefSeq and is a predicted model, not a curated record.
AUCAAAAAAGGAAGGGCCACCUCCUCCCUCCUUCCUCUGGACUCCGAUCCCCUCCGCCCUCCGCCCUCCACCCCUUCGCCCAUCCAAAACCACACCACCACAACGAACCACCCGCCUCCGGCUCUCCGGCUCCUGCUCCGGUCCUCACCUCACCUCUCUCCCGUAUAAAACACCACCCCCUGCCUAAAUCCACGGUCCACACCCCUUGCGACGCCAUGGCUCUCGCCCUUCGAGCGCCCCGCUUUCAGCCGCUUCCCGCCUCCAUUCCCGCGACCUCCACCGCUUUCGCCAGCACCGCGAGGCAUUCCUCCUCCGCCGCCGCCAUCUGCGCCGCCGCGUCGCCGUUCACCGAGGCCACGUCCUCCUCGAGAUACCGCCGCGACGCCUGGUCCUACACUGCCCAAGACUCCUCCUCUCCCUCGUCCGCCGCCGCCGCCGCUGCUGCUGCGGCCUCGGGACGCCGGGACGACGAGAUCGCUCUGCAGCUCCCGGAGCUGCGGAGGCUUCUGAAGGCUCUCAGGGCGUCCAGAGGGAAAGGGCUGGAGGGGAAGGACGGCGGCGGUGGGCCCGGGAGGGUGGCGCUGGUGGGGACGGGGCCCGGGGACCCGGAGCUCCUGACGCUCAAGGCGGUUCGGGCCAUCGAGGCAGCGGACCUAGUGCUGUACGAUCGCCUCGUGUCCAACGAGGUGCUCGAUUUGGUCGCGGAGGGCGCCAGGCUACUCUACGUCGGCAAGACGGCUGGAUACCACAGUCGCACUCAGGAAGAAAUUCAUGAGUUGCUCCUGAGCUUUGCCGAGGCUGGUGCCAAUGUGGUGCGGUUGAAAGGCGGCGAUCCUCUGGUCUUUGGAAGGGGUGGAGAAGAGAUGGAUUUUCUACAGCAACAAGGAAUUAAAGUUGAAGUUAUUCCAGGAAUUACCUCUGCUUCAGGAAUUGCAGCUGAACUUGGUAUUCCGCUAACCCAUCGGGGUGUCGCUACCAGUGUCAGAUUUUUAACCGGGCACUCUAGAAAUGGUGGGACGGAUCCUCUACAUGUGGCAGAGAAUGCAGCCGACCCAGACACAACUUUGGUUGUGUAUAUGGGUUUGUCAACAUUACCAUCACUAGCUCCCAAGUUAAUGAAGCACGGUCUUCCAGCAGAUACUCCUGCUGUUGCAGUAGAGCGUGGGACUACCCCCCAACAGCGAAUGGUAUUUGCAAUGUUGAAGGAUCUUGUGAAUGAGGUCCACUCGGCAGAUCUGGUUUCUCCAACUCUGAUAAUUAUCGGCAAGGUGGUGGCCUUGUCACCCCUAUGGGUUGAGUCAUCUAAACAAGAUGCGCUUAAUAAUGAGAACUCGUCGCAACUGAGUCCAACAAUUUUUCCUGUAUAAAGUACAAGGGAUGUUAAUGAACGUCACGCUUUUGGAACAUUUCCAAAUUGAGAUCUAAGGCUAUAUGAUCUGGUUUUAGGUUAGGACAUGCAAACACAGGGCAUAGUGAAUCUGGACAAGAGAGCAAACACAGGGAGCAUAUAUUUUGAAUAAUAUUGCAGUUGCAGAAGGCGUACAUAAAACCACAGAGAACAAGAGUUCAGUUUAACCGGCGGCGACAGUCCAUGAUUUGGCUUAAUCUACUGAACUGAGCAUAGUUUAGUUUUGGUCUUGGACCAUAUGUAUAUCUUUCUUGAAUCAAAGGUAGGAUCUGUUUUGUUGUCUCUGUCGCAUUACUUUGUUUUGGGGCUACUCUUGAAACAUGUUGAGCAUUGUAUGCCAGUAUUCUGUCAGGCUCAUUUGUUUGGUUUAAUAACGAAUUUUGAACAAGUUCCACA